CUCCGAACAGUCAACGACAUUCUGAUACGACCAACGUAACGGAGAACAGUUCAAGGUAAAUCAAGAUGAGUAUCCUAGGAUCGUGUAUAAGCCUUUUAAUCUUUCAUCUGGUAUCGAUCAAGGCAAUCGGUGUUGGCCAAGCAUGGCGAGUAUCGCCAUACUCAAAGACCGAUUAUUCAUUGGAACAUCCAUCUUGGCCUCGAUUGGAUUCAUCAGCGUUCGAAGUACGCACUGUCAGUGGUGUAGGUCGUUUUGUACCUUUCAAUGAUUUACGAAGCUUUCAUAAUAAUCAAAUAAUAGAAAAAGUCGACAACGUAGAACCGAAUUCAUUGAUCGAGCAAGAAAAUAUCGAACGCGAUUCGAGAGAAAUGUCACAGUUCCGAGACGUUUUAAUAAAGAAAAAUAGAAAUGUUAGAAAGGAUUUGUCGUUAGAUCAAAAAAUGAUGGAGGACACUGUUACCUAUCCGCAAAAAAUAUUUCGUACAAAAGUUUCUAUGAGGGUAUUCCCGAUCGACAAUUGGGAUAAAUCAUUAAAAAUCGAUGAUAAAUUAGACAAAAUUAAAGAAAUGGAUAAUCAUCGUGUACGCCGUGAAACGGAGAACGAUACUAACAUGGACAAAAUAGGUACAAUGUUGACCCUUCGCGAGGCAAGAUUAGCUUCACCGGAAAUAUGGUCGAAACAACCGUUGUCCGUUGAAUUUCGUCAUCGUUCGAACUUCGAGCAACCACUACGAGAUCCAAACAAUGACGAGGAUGAUACGUCGAUCGGUAUAAGAAAUUAUCAGGGUCCACGUGCCGAUUUCGUAACGAGUCAUUAUCAUCGUCGUGGUUAUCCGGACAAUCGGGAAUCUCGCGAUACAUUUGUAUCUAAAACUUUCGAUGACAUUGAUCUACCAUGGUACAGGAAUAUGAUCAGAGAAAGGGAUUACGAUAUAUCACCAAUACCGCGUCGCAGUUAUUCCGAAUAUUAUCGGAAUUAUCCUGAAAGAAAUUAUAGAAUGGAAAGGGAUUAUUACAUGCGUGUACCAAACAACGAGCAUUCUUAUUAUUACGAUCGUUACAGGGACGAGGAUCUUGAUCUUUACGGUAGAAGCAGGCCAACACCUAAACCUAAAAGAAUUAUUUAUUAUGCUACAUUACCGGAAAUCGUAAGGAAGCCUGUUGAUCUAAGAAAUUAUCCUAGAACACCAUACCACGAUGGUGGUUUAACCAGGACAACCGUGACACGUGGUGGAACCUUCGAACGUGUACCCGGUAACGUUGAUCCUAGCAGGGAUGACGAGGAUCGUAGAAAAGGAUCAAUCAAGGAGAACUUAAACGACCAUGAUUCUGGAUUCGAAGCCAGUAACGACAGGAAUGUGGUCAAUCAAAUUCAAAAUAGAGACGAUGGGAAUAAAUUACCGUGGCCUGUACAAAUUGGUACCGAAGUUAGUGUCAAGGACGACGACAGGAUUCACGGGAGAAAAAUUUUUGGCGAUACAAUAGGUUUCGAAAGAUUACAGAAUUCGCCCGAACAUACUUCGAACAACGAAACUACCGAAAAGAAUAUUAAUUAA
Polistes canadensis is the source of this 1556-nucleotide messenger RNA. RefSeq lists its product as uncharacterized. The transcript is spliced from 3 exons. The record is from RefSeq and is a predicted model, not a curated record. The coding region runs from base 66 to 1556 and encodes 496 amino acids. Lineage: Eukaryota; Metazoa; Arthropoda; Insecta; Hymenoptera; Vespidae.